AAACAUAACUGCACCAACUCAGGCUUUACGACAGUCGGUUACAGUUUGCGGUUGAGAGACGCCGUAAAGUGUAACGGUCGAAACACAUGGGAAGGUCUGUUUUUGUGGACACUCGUUAUGAUGGAAGCCAGACAAAAGAAAAAAGCGUUUUCUCCGAAAACUGGGAAGACACAAGGACAGAAACGCAAACAAGCGAAAGCUUCAGCCUCCACAAGAGAAGUAGGAGAGCAGGAGGCCAAACCAGGGGGGAAACGACCUUUCAAGGCCCAAACUAAAGAAAAGGGGAAGAAAUUUGAGAAAACUAGUGGGAAAGGUGGAGCCCAGAAAUUCUUGAGGAAAAAGCAAACUGAUGGGAAGCUUCCACAGAAGAGGAAAUUACCCCCAGGGAAGAGAAAGCAGGAGGAAGGAUCUGAAGCAAAGAAGCCAAAGUGGGAUGAGUUCAAGCAAAAGAAGAAGGAGCUGAAACAGAAUCGGCAGCAGAAUGAACGAAAGGACAGCUAUCAAGUUAUAAUACGGGCAAAACAGAUCUGGGAGAUGGUGCGGAGGAAAGACUGCAAUAAGGAGAAGCGGUCCAAGCUCAUGAGUGAACUGCAGCAGCUCGUACAUGGGAAGAUUAAAGCUAUCGCCUUCGCGCAUGAUUCCACCCGAGUCCUGCAGUGCUGCAUUCAGUUCGGAAGUGACCAGCAGAGGCAGGAGGUGUUUGAGGAGCUGAAAGAUCACAUGGUCGAGCUCAGCAAGUCAAAAUAUGCAAGAAAUAUUGUGAAGAAGUUUUUAAUGUAUGGGAGCAAGCAGCAGGUUGCAGAAGUGAUGCGAGCUUUCAAGGGCCAGGUGAGGCAGCUGCUGCGGCACGCGGAGGCGUCGUCUGUGGUGGAAUUCGCCUACAACGACAAGGCCAUCCUGUCCCAGAGGCUCAUGCUGAGCGAGGAGCUCUACGGCAACACCUUCCAAAUCUGCAAGUCCACAGUGUGCCCCACACUUGAGAAGGUUCUGGAGGCCAGCCCGGAGAAGCUGGGCAGCAUCAUGGAUGAGAUGAAGCAGAUUUUGACGCCUAUGGCCCAGAAAGAAGCUGUCAUUAAACAUUCACUGGUCCACAAGGUGUUCCUGGAUUUCUUCCUCCAUGCCCCAGCCAAACUACGAUCUGAGAUGAUCGAGUCGAUACGGGAAGCGGUGGUGUACUUGGCGCACACGCACGACGGAGCCAGGGUGGCCAUGCAUUGCCUGUGGCACGGGACCCCGAAGGAUAGAAAAGUCAUUGUGAAGACUAUGAAGACAUACAUUGACAAGUUUGCAAUGGGAGAGUACGCUCAUCUAGUGCUUCUGGCCGCCUUUGACUGCAUCGACGACACCAAGCUGGUGAAGCAGACCAUCUUGGCGGAGAUCAUCGCCUCGCUCUCGGACAUCAUAAGCAACAAGUACGGGAAGAAGGUGCUGCUGUACCUGCUGAGCCCUCGGGACCCCGCACACUUACUCCCAGAGAUCAUCCAGGUGCUGGAGAAAGGAGACGGGAAUGUACACAGCAAAAAGGACACAGCCGUCCGGCGUAGGGAGCUCCUGGAGGCGGUGUCCCCCCCCCUCCUGCAGUACCUGUGUGAGCACGCACGCUCCAUGGUGAUGGAUAAGGCCUGUUGCGUUGCCGUGAGCGACAUCCUGGGAGGCGCUGUUGGGGACCUGCGGCCGGCAAUGGAGGCUGUGGCCGAACUCGCCGAAGAGGACCUCGUCCCAGGGGGGGUGGAGGGACAGCUCCAUGUGGUGGAGCAUCCUGCAGGCCACCUUGUGCUGAAGUGGCUGAUUGAGCAGGAUGCCAAGUUGGAAGAGGCUGGCAGAGAAGAGCGCUUCUCCGAUGUCCUGCUGGAGCAGGUGGGCCUGGACAAGCUGAAAACCUGGGUCUCCGUCAAUAGAGGCACCAUUGUCCUCUGCUGCCUCCUCCAGAGCACCCAGAAGAGCGUGGCAAAGGCAGUAAAGGAUGCCUUGAAGCCCAUGGUCCCAGAGCUGCGGAAGAUGAACCCUACCUCAAAGGGGGUGGAAGUCCUGCUGGAAAAGAUGUCCCAGUAAAAUGGACCCUGCUUUUCCUUUCCCCGAGUCUGUCCAGCACAGUCACUCGUUCGCCGAAGCCUCCUGUCGGAUUCACAGGCUGCUACAUCAUGGACAUUUUGUUAUUUUGUCCCGCUGCUUACGGAUGGACCAUGAGUGCUGCACUGGUGCCUCUGUGCGGCCCAAACCCCAGUCGCCUCUUGGGCAGACAUUUCCAUGACAGGACUGUAGCAGGCCCUCAAGCAGUGGUGCUAAAAUACACCAGCCAUGAAAACACAAUUGGCCUUUGUGGUUUUCCUUAUGAAGCUUGGGGACAGUACCUUAAAAAAAUUUAAAAUAAUGUUUGGGAUCAAUGACUAAAUUAGAGCAGCAGCCUCAGUAGUUCUGUGUCAGCUAGAGGAAUUGGCCUCAAAGCAGGUUUUUUUCCCUUAUAAAUAACCCAUGUGUAACAUAAAAACACGUAACAGUUUUGUUAAUUUAAAAAGCCAGGAAUUGAAUUUUAAUAAUAAACUGCCUACCACACAAAGCUGUAUAUAU
Molecule: messenger RNA, 2568 nt
Organism: Paramormyrops kingsleyae
Lineage: Eukaryota; Metazoa; Chordata; Actinopteri; Osteoglossiformes; Mormyridae
Gene: pum3
Product: pumilio RNA-binding family member 3
Biological process (GO): regulation of translation
Cellular component (GO): nucleolus
Molecular function (GO): mRNA binding
Source: RefSeq, a predicted model, not a curated record